UUGAAAUUGAACCAACACCUCCCCCAACAGUUUCUUCUUCUUCUUCUCAUUUCCAUCAUCUCCAUCCCCACUUUCUUUCUCUCUAUUCAAUUUCUUCUUUCUUGUCUUCAAGAACUCAAAAUUUUUGAUUAUUGCCACUCUCCACUUGUGAAGUUUAGAGAAAAAUGUCUUCACCAAGCAAAAGAAGGGAUAUGGAUGUCAUGAAAUUAAUGAUGACAGAUUACAAAGUGGAAACAGUUGAUGAUUCCGUCUCCCAAUUCUUUGUUGAAUUCAAUGGCCCUCCAGACAGUUUGUAUAGUGGAGGAGUAUGGAGAGUUAGAGUUGAAUUACCAGAUGCUUACCCAUAUAAAUCUCCGUCAAUCGGCUUCAUCAACCGCAUUUAUCAUCCAAACAUCGAUGAAAUGUCUGGUUCAGUAUGUCUUGAUGUCAUUAACCAGACAUGGAGCCCUAUGUUCGAUCUAGUGAACAUCUUUGAGGUAUUUUUGCCUCAGCUCUUGCUAUACCCAAACCCUGCAGACCCAUUGAACGGCGAAGCUGCUGCAUUGAUGAUGCGAGACCGUCCUGUGUAUGAACAGAAGGUCAAAGAACACUGUUUGAAGUAUGCUAAGGCAGAAGAUUUAGAAAAUAAGGAAAAUGACGACGAGGAAAGUGAUGACGAUGACUAUGAAAACUAUAAGACUAGUGAUGACGAAAUGGAAGUUGAAGGCCUCUGAUGAAUUUAAAUCAUGGAAAAAAAAUUGUUCUGUAAAUAUGAUUAUCAUCAUCUUCAUUUAUGAUUUAGACAAUAUCCAUCAACUAUGUUUAUGCAAUUGAAUUAAUCAAAAAUUGUAAAUAUUUUCCCUUUCUUGUGUGCAACAUUGUCAAGUACAUGCUUCUGUUU
Molecule: messenger RNA, 880 nt
Organism: Papaver somniferum (opium poppy)
Lineage: Eukaryota; Viridiplantae; Streptophyta; Magnoliopsida; Ranunculales; Papaveraceae
Product: ubiquitin-conjugating enzyme E2 4-like
Exons: 7
Coding region: 165-713 (182 amino acids)
Biological process (GO): protein polyubiquitination; ubiquitin-dependent protein catabolic process
Cellular component (GO): nucleus
Molecular function (GO): ubiquitin conjugating enzyme activity
Source: RefSeq, a predicted model, not a curated record